Molecule: messenger RNA, 2191 nt
Organism: Exaiptasia diaphana
Lineage: Eukaryota; Metazoa; Cnidaria; Anthozoa; Actiniaria; Aiptasiidae
Exons: 21
Coding region: 123-2114 (663 amino acids)
Source: RefSeq, a predicted model, not a curated record
UCAAGAUGGCUGCCAAAGAAAAAUCACUGGCCAAAAUAAUUUUGUAAAAUAACACUGUCUCCUGAAAACUAGCUUCAAAUUAACUAUUGCUAACGCUACUUUUUAAAAUCAAAAAAUCAACCAUGGCAAAUCUAGGUUCUUAUAUAUCGACCGUGCGACAAACAARGAAUGUUUUCAGGUCGUUUUCUGCACUCCGUAACGUCCGACUUUGUAGUGUUUUGCUUGAUCGAAAAGCAAGAUGUUACUCAACUACUUUAGAAGGGAAAACWGUUCGUAUUGGUUGUGCUUCGGGAUUCUGGGGUGAUUCAGCAAUGGCAGCACCUCAGCUUGUACGUGGAGGAAAACUGGAUUACUUAAUGUUUGAUUAUCUAUCAGAGAUUACAAUGUCAUUGUUGACUGCAGCUAAACACAAAUCACCAAACAUGGGUUAUACUCCAGAUUUCAUUGAAGUAGCAAUUAUUCCACUAAUCAAAGAAAUCAAACAACAAGGUAUCAAAUUGAUUAGCAAUGCAGGAGGGGUCAACCCUGAAGCUUGUGCCAAAGCUGUGAUGGCUGCUGCAAAAGCCCAAGGAAUUGAUGUAAAGAUUGCAGUCGUAAGCGGUGAUAACAUGAUUGACAGAAUUGAUGAAGUGGCACAGCAUGAUGUCAAGGAGAUGAGCUCUAGAGAUGAGUUUCCAUCAAGUGUUGUCAGUAUGAAUGCRUAUUUAGGUGCCAUGCCUAUUGCAAGAGCUUUGGAUCAUGGUGCAGAUAUAGUUAUAACUGGAAGAUGUGUAGAUAGUGCGCUUGCAUUAGGGCCUCUAAUACACGAGUUUGGUUGGAAACCAAAUGAGUAUGAUAAGCUAGCAGCAGGCAGCCUGGCUGGUCAUCUCAUUGAAUGUGGUGCACAGUGUACUGGUGGGAUAUCAACUGACUGGCAAAUAGUUUCAAACUGGGAAAACAUUGGGUAUCCAAUAGCAACCUGUGSUUCUGAUGGCAGAUGCAUCAUCAGUAAACCACCAAAUACUGGAGGAUUAGUUUCUCCAACUACAGUCGCUGAACAGCUGGUUUAUGAGAUAGGUGAUCCUACAAAAUACRUUUUACCUGAUGUKAUCUGUGACUUYUCACAAGUCAAAAUACAAGGCCUUUUGGGAUAUGAUGGAGGGGGUGUUAUGGUGCAAGGCGCAACAGGUGAAGCACCCACUGACAAUUAUAAGGUUUGCGCGACUUAUGCUGAUGGUUUUCGUUCAACUGCCGUCUGCCCUGUUGGAGGCCCAUUUUCAUCACUAAAAGCCAAACGUGUAGGRGAUACUAUUAUAAAAAGAACGCGCCAAAUAUUUAAAGCAAUGGGACUUGAGGACUACACCAGAACACAUGUACAGGUGAUUGGUUCAGAAGAGUCUUACGGUAGACACGCAUUCCCAAGCGUCAUGUCAGCGGGUCCACGAGAAGCCGUCCUGUGGUUAGCUGUACAUCAUCACCAGAAAAAAGCAUUAAGCAUUUUUGCGAGAGAAAUUGCUUCUGCUGGGACUAGCAUGGCCCCAGGAUUUACUGCCAUUGUUGGAGGUCGACCUAGAGCGUCACCACUACUAAGACUUUAUUCUUUCCUGUAUCCAAAAGACAAAUUUAAGAUUGACAUUCAAAUCGAUGAUCAAGUUGUAGAGACAAUGGAACCAGAACAACUCGCUGAGUCAACACCUAAACWGGCAACAGACGAACAAAGAACACAUGUCCUUCCCGCUAGAAUAAGAAUGCCUAAGGGUAGGUGUACCUUUCCACUAAGCUCACUGGCUGUCACAAGAAGCGGUGAUAAAGGCAACAGUGUGAAUAUAGGUGUAAUCGCCCGUCAUCCUUCAUAUGUGCCAUUUAUUCGAAGAGCUCUGACAGAAGAAGAAGUGGAGAAGUUUUUUAUGCACCUAUUUGACACCAAACCAGAAGAAGGGAAAUGCCGCGUUAAAAGAUAUGAACUUCCAGGAAUUAACGCUUUUAACUUUGUUAUCGACGAGGCUCUUGGCGGUGGGGGUGUGACGUCAUUACGAAGUGAUCCUCAGGGCAAAGCGCUGGGACAAAUGAUGCUGGAUUUUAAGAUCAAAAAUGUCCCUGACAUACUUCCAUCUAUUAUUGAACCAACAUUAUAAAUGAYACUUGUUGUUAUUGCAAGUCAACCAAUGAACAAAAUAAAGGCACGACGGAGCUUUUUGGAGSCGCAUUGUAA